Nilaparvata lugens (brown planthopper) is the source of this 2135-nucleotide messenger RNA. It is a transcript of the gene Fkbp59, whose product is annotated as FK506-binding protein 59-like. The record is from RefSeq and is a predicted model, not a curated record. The transcript has 10 exons. Gene Ontology annotation, molecular function: protein binding; peptidyl-prolyl cis-trans isomerase activity. The coding region runs from base 171 to 1856 and encodes 561 amino acids. NCBI's taxonomy places the organism in Eukaryota, Metazoa, Arthropoda, Insecta, Hemiptera, Delphacidae.
UUUAUGUUACUCCAUUCGCAGAACAUGUGCUGUUGUUCAGAAAUCAGAAUUCGUUGUUUUGUUCUGUUUCAGUUCAGAUUCAGGUUUACUUGAACAAGUAUCGGAAUCUUUGUAAGCUAAGUUUCUACUUGUUUUCUGAAAUUCACGCUCUUAUUAGCCCAAGCUGAAAUAUGGAAGAAAACAAGCAGGAACCUUACAAGCAGGGUCCAAACGCUUUUGACAUAACUCCUAACCAAGAUGGCGGUGUUCUGAAAGAGAUUAUCAAAGAAGGUGUUGGAGAGUACACACCUCAGAGCGGCUGUAACGUGAAAGUUCACUAUGUUGGAUCGUUGACUGAUGGUACCAGAUUUGACUCGAGCAGAAAACGAGAUGAACCGUUCUCUUUUGUACUUGGAAAGGGGUCAGUGAUCAAAGCAUGGGACAUUGGAGUGGCUACAAUGAAGAAGGGAGAGAUGUGUGUGUUGACAUGUAAAUCUGAGUAUGCUUAUGGAAAGAGCGGCAGUCCCCCCACCAUACCUCCUGAUGCUACACUCAUUUUUGAGAUUGAAAUGUUGGAUUGGGAAGUUGAGGAUCUGAGCUCGAAGAAAGAUGGCGGAAUUCUUAGAACAAUCAUCACUCCUGGACAAGGAUUUUCUUCCCCCAAUCAGGGAGCGGAUGUCAAAAUUCACAUAACGUGUGAGUGCAACGGUAAAGUGGUCGACGACAGAACUGUUAACUUCGCGUUGGGUGAAGGAGUCAUCUCGAACAUUCCGUCGGGUGUGGAGCGGGCCUUGGAAAAGUUCAAACUGAAGGAGAAGUCUAAACUGGAGCUGUCGCCCAAGUACGCGUGGGGCUCUGUCGGCCUGCCUGCGCUUUCUAUUCCACCCGACUCCAAACUCACCUGUGUCGUUGAGCUACAAUCGUUCGAGAAGGUGUUGGAGCAUUACGAAAUGAACAAAGACCAGCGAAUUGAGUAUGCAGAGACUUUGAAAUCGAAAGGAGCCACGUAUUUCAAGGAUGGACGGUAUCAGAUUGCUCUGAAAAUGUUCCGUAAAGCUGUCGAAUUCAUCGAAACCCCAGAAGAGGAGGAUGUAGAAGUGAAGGACGUGGAUCCGACGAAUGUUAGCAACGCGCAGAAGCAGAAGAAACUUCUGGAGGCGAUUCACCUGAAUACGUCGUUGUGCUACCUCAAAGUGGGCGAACACCUUAAAGCCAAGGAUGAGUGCGACAAAGCUAUCAAACUGAAGCUGGAGGCCAACGAGAAGGCCUAUUUCAGGCGGGGACAGGCAUACUUGGGACUAGGUGAGCCGGAAAAAGCACGUCUAGACUUCGAGGAGACGCUAAAAAUCGAUCCAAAUAACAAAGCAGCGGCCGCCCAAAUUAGUGUUUGCGCUCAGAAACUGAAAGAACAGAAAGCUAAAGAAAAGAAAAUCUAUGCCAACAUGUUUGAGAAGUUUGCACAGCGAGACAAGGAGGCUGAGAAAAGAAGGAAGGGAUGGAGAUUCGGUUGGUGGGACGACCAACAGAAAACUGUUAAUCUUGAGAAAAUGUCGGCGAACGACGAGGAAGAAGAAGAGAGUGAGGACGAAUAUCAGAAGAAUUUGAAGUUGAAGAAGAAGUUCAUUGAGGAGAGAGCUAAAAUGCUAGAGGAAAAGAGAAAACUGAUUAUGGAACAGGGUGAGGGAGAGGGAAAUGCAGAUGGUGCGAAAGAAACGGAAGAUGGUAAAACAGAAGAAAACAUAUCAGAAAAUAACAAUACAGAAGGCUGUAACAAUGUUUCUGAAACAGAUAAGAAUGGAACUGAACUGAAUGAAACAACAAAAAACUCAACUUCAGAAAAAGAUCAACCUAUCAAUGAACCGCCCUUGGUGCAAUGACAUAAAUUGAAUAGAAGGAAGAGGAAGAGAGGAAGAAGCAACCAGAUGUGAUGAAAACUCUUGGCGAGUGGGGACAGGAUGAACGCGAAAGAGAACCGACGGACUUCGAGAAGGAGAAUCCCAACAUUCUGAUGCUGGAGGGAACGGGAGACUUCCGAAAUAUGUAGAACAUAUUUAUCUCUAUCUGCGGCACACUUUCAAUCAACUAUAGCAAUUUUCUAAACCAAAUAAUUUUGCAGUUUAAUAAAGUUCAUUCGAUCUCUUUGUUUAAUGCCAAUA